Messenger RNA from Dunckerocampus dactyliophorus (ringed pipefish), 6479 nucleotides. It is a transcript of the gene aldh16a1, whose product is annotated as aldehyde dehydrogenase 16 family, member A1. NCBI's taxonomy places the organism in Eukaryota, Metazoa, Chordata, Actinopteri, Syngnathiformes, Syngnathidae. The transcript is spliced from 17 exons. The record is from RefSeq and is a predicted model, not a curated record. The coding region runs from base 138 to 2522 and encodes 794 amino acids. Gene Ontology annotation, molecular function: oxidoreductase activity, acting on the aldehyde or oxo group of donors, NAD or NADP as acceptor.
UUUUUACGUGUUGUGACUUUCGUCUGUUCAUGCGAGGGUGGGAGCGUUAGGAACCAAACAGUUUGAACUCAAACGGCUCUUCAGAAGCGAAUUGGGGGCGCAGAGGAGAUUUAUUGCUAUAGCAAGUUGCAACUAUAAUGGCCGGUACCGCCACAAAAACUGUGCACGAUAUUUUUCAAAGCAUGGAGUACGGACCAGCAGCAAGUUCCAGCACUGUCACUGCACAGGCCUGGCUGGAUCAUCAUUCUCGCGCUCUGGGUCUGUUUAUUGACGGCAAGUUUGUCCGUCCAGCAGACAGACGGACUCGCUCACUGAUGGACUCCAGGGGUGGCCUCGUGUGCAGUACGGUGUGCGCUGUGGAGGCUGAUAUUUCCCGGUGUGUAUCCUCUGCCAUUCAGGGCUUUGAGGCCUGGAGUGGCCUGUCCUGCUACCAAAGAUCCAAAGUCCUACUCAGGUUGGCGAGCACUCUCGGGCAACAUGGCCAGAGUGUUACUGAGCUGUGUGACAUGUGUCAAGCCCCCAUCUCCUCCUCCACCCUUGUGAGAAUGUUGCAGUACUACAGCAGCUGGGCUCAGCUCAGAGACACUCUCAUCACAAAUUGGACGCCACUGGGUGUGGUUGCUGUGGUUGUCUCUGAUGACUGCACUCUCUAUUCCCUGUUGCUUAAAGUCUUACCAGCGCUAGCAGUGGGUAACGCUGUCAUCAUUGUCCCUGGUCAGAGCACCUCCGCUCCAGCGCUUCUACUGGCUCAACUUUUUAUGGCAGCAGGCGUUGCUGCAGGAGCCCUCAGUGUUUUAACUGGCAGUGACAUGUCGCUGGCUGCUGACGUGGCCCAGAACCCCAGCGUCAGCUGUGUCACCUACAGUGGCAACAAGCAGGACGGCGUGAAUCUUUGUAAAGCCACAGCAGGGAUGGGUCUGCCAGUCUCUGUCUCGCCAAACGUUGGCGCCACAUGCCCCAUUAUUAUUUUUGAGUCUGCUGAUAUCAACAGUGCGCUGGAUGACGUGAUAGAGACUGUCUUCAAGAAGAAGAAAGAGGUGCAUUGGGUGUUGUGUGUGCAGGAGAGUGUGCUGGACAGCGUGGUGGCCCGUCUACAGAUGCGCAUGGUGGGCUUGAAGUGUGUGACUCUUCCCAGCAAUGACGCCAGGCUGCUAGUGGACACUACAGUGCAGGAAGCUCAACGCAAGGGGGCUACGUUGGUGCCAUCCUGCGCUGUCCCAUCUGCUGGUGUCCAGUAUCCUCCCACAGUGCUCUGUGGAGUGGCCCCCUCCUCUCCAUGUGUUGUCACACCUUCUCCUGGGCCGCUGCUUCCUCUUAUGACCUUCAGAAGCAACACAGAAGCAGUGACUCUCGGGAAUCACAGCCCACAUGGCCAAGCAGCUUCGAUCUGGACUGAAGACCUCACUCUGGCUUUGGAGACGGCAAAGAGUCUUUCAGUUGGCUCUGUGUGGGUGAACUCCCACCCUCUAUCCGAUCCAUGUUUUCCUUUUUCGGGUCACAAAGACAGCGGCACCUGCACCGACGGAGGGCAGGAGGGUCUGUAUCAGUUUCUACGACCGUAUUACACUUCCGCUCUCCCUCGUGCUUCACCGGUUGCUAUGGACUAUACAAAGUUUGGAACUGAUGCCCCCGAAGUUAUCAUUCCGGAUGACACAGCAGGUACGCCAAAGUCCUACUCCCAGUUAAUCGCUGGAAAGGCAUCCAAAGCAGAGUCCGGCUGCAAUGUGGCGGUUUAUCCACAAGGAGGCGGCAGCGUGCUAGGCUACUGUCCUGAUGGCGGCCAGAAAGACGUCCGUAAUGCUGUGGAAGCAGCUAUCAAAGUUCAGCCUGGUUGGAUGAAAAAGAGUCCAUCUGCACGCGCUCAGUCCAUCCAGUCUCUGGCCAAGGGUCUUGAGGGAAAAAGGCGAGACAUCGCAGCAUCAAUCAGCAGCCAAACUGGUCUCCCAAUGGAAGAAGCUGACAUGGAGGUGGAGCUCAGCAUCGCCAGGCUCAGUGAUUGGGCGGCGUACUGUGACAAAGUUCGCGGCGGAACUCUGCCCGUGCCACAGUCUGGCUCGGGCUUCUCCAUCCCUGAAGCCCUGGGGGUUGUAGGGGUGGUCCUACCUGACAAGCAACCCCUCCUCUCCAUGGUAACAAUGCUUGGGGCAGCCAUCUCCACAGGCAACGCCAUCAUCAUGGUACCCAGUGAGAAGUCUCCACUACCAGCACUGACAUUUAUUCAGGUGCUCCUGUCUUCAGAUCUGCCAGCAGGCUUGGUCAACAUCAUUACAGGAAGAAGAGACCAGCUGACAAAGGCUCUGGCAAAUCACAGCGUAAUAAAGGCCAUCUGGUAUUGGGGCAGCCGUGAGGGCUGCCAGUACCUCCGAUACACCUGCACCAGCCCUCUGAAAACACUACACCUGUUCUGCCAAACAGACAAGGAUGGGAAAGAUGGCAACAGAGACUGGACUCACAAUUCUGUCUUAGAGGAGAUGUGGAGAAACGCCGUCCAGUGGAAGAGUGUGUGGAUUCCUACAGCAUAAAAACACCAACUACAAAAAAAUUAAGGUGACUAGAAAUGUAGUUUUUACUCUUCCAAUAUCAACUUAUGGAGUUUUACAUACACAGUGGAACCCGCUUAUGUCAGCCAACGAAGCCCUGGUCCACCAUGACCAUCAAAUCUCAGACCCAAACAGGUUCUAUGAAAAUGGGUCUGUUUAUGUUGACAUGUGUCGGACUGUAGUAUCAUUAACCCCCUCAUGAUCACUAAGCAGUGUCAAACUGUGUCUAGUUACACGGCAUUAAAAUGUGCACACAUUGACUUCCUGUUCAAACUAAGCUUCAAAAUAAAAGCAUGGAAGUAUUAACCUGGAUUCUACCACAGCAACUAACAAAAUACACGUACGAAAGCUUUGUCAUUGUAGCCAAGACAUCAGUGGACAUUUCAGGUAUCAACUUAUUGCCACCCCCAUGUGAGGAAUGGUCUCACCUCGGCCACCCCCCAAUGAAAAAUGUCUGACUGCGGCACUGGAAAGCAUACAACAAAAUCACAGCAGAUACUCUCAGAUAAGAGUAUAAAAUAUCAUACGACAACAGAAGAAUCUCAGUGAAUGACAUGCAGAAAUGCAGAAAACCACGCUAACAAAGUGAAAUAUUUAUUAUCGCUAGGGGUGUCACAAGAUCCUGCGAGAUUAAAACGUGACAAGAUUUCUCGUUCAGAAAAAAAAAAAUAAGGCCUGCGACGAUAAUAAAUGAAUUCAUCACACAUUAAAUGAAAAUGAACUAGGUCAUUUUGCCGGCCUCAGUAUAUUGCCAUGUGCAUGCGUGUCUGUUUUCAUCGUCUCUCGCCUCCAAACAGGCAGGAAGAGGGUUCACUCUGUGCAUUGGUGUCAGCGCCUUGACACAUUUGUUCCAUAGAACAGCAUGAACGGAGUGAGCCCUUCUGGCAUACAGUUUCUUUGUUGUAAUGGGUGGAGGCGGUGCCGCUAGCAUACACACGGUGCAGAGUGUAACGUCGUAGAAAUUCAAUUAAUAGACUGCAGUAUGUUGUCAUAAAUAUUUAUUUAGAUUUUUAAUUUUACUUAUUUUCUUAAUUAAUGUUAAAAUGUCAUAUUGUCUCGUCCUCGUAGGCCUAAUCUUGUGUACCGUCUUGUCUUGUGAAAUGAGUGUCUCCAGACACCCCUGUUAUCGCCCAUUCUCCUUAUGUCUGUAGCGACGUAAAUGUGCAAUCAAAAUCUAGUUUUGGUUCUUACGACAACCGCUUAUGUCGACACCAGUCAGACUGUUUUAGGGGUGUCGACAUAAGCGGGUUGCACUGUAAUUUGACGAUUUAAUAAAAAAUGUUACCAACUUUAAGUGUAAAAAGUUUAUUAUAAAAAAAAGAUAUCCCUGUGAAUUAUGUAAAUGUGCUUCCAAUGAACAACUAUUAUGGUUGUUUUGGAAAGUGCAUUAAAAAAGCUUCGUUUUUUUUCUUUUUUAGCUAACUCAUUAAACGUAUGAUAUGACACCAGAAAGCUAAAAUAUUUGGUGCAUCGACGAAUAAAUAAAUGCUCAUCUAUCUGUGUAAAUGUAGCCUCCAAAAGGUUGAAAAUGCUCCGUAAACAUCCGAUCAAUAUGUUGUCGAGCAAUGACUGAUAAGGCCUAAAUCAAGUGAAGGCCAAAGGUCAGUUUGUAGAGUUUUACAACAGUCAGCAGCAGAGAGAGUAGACUGGCAGAACAAGCAGUAACAUUUUAUAAAAUGGCACUUCCAACAAUGAUGGUGAUUUAUUUAUGCUGACUUUCUGUGGAGUUUGCAUGUUCUCCCCGUGCGUGUAUGGGUUUUCUCCGGGCACUAUAAGCGGCACAGAAAAAGGAUGGAUGGACUUUCUGCCAACAUGUUCUGCUCUCCUACCUCAUGUUGCUCACACGUGUACAGAAUGUUAGAUCAUGUGUGACAGCUACACUGACCAUGGAUACACUAUUCUGUAAUAAGAGAUUUCAAUGUAACUUGAAGGUACGACAUCCCAGAUUGUUUCACUGUACAGCUUCAUCUUCUCCAUGUUUUUGAGCAGCAUUGUCAAAAAUGAAUCCUGUAGAGCACAUGUGUCAAUGGAGGGCCGAGACACUGCAGGUUUUUUCUCCAACCAGUUUCUCCAGCAGGUGUUUUAAUUGAUGAUAUUGAAGGUGUUGUUGUGACCGGCUGGAACGAAAGCCUGCAGCGUCUCGGCCCUCCAUGGCAUGAGUUUUAUACCCCUGGUGCAGAGUGUGUCCUCUUCAAAUAACAUGUUGCCUUUACGACUGUAAUAUAAUAAUUGAGCUUAUAAACAUUCCGUUGUCAAAUAAGCCAUAGUCCUUUCUGUUUAAAAUGUAGAAUUAAAAUAUGACUUGAGUUGGUUUUUUUCCCCGUUUCUGUCUGGAGACUUGCAAAUGUAAGGUGGUCCUCGGGUUAGGUAUGAGCUCCAUCGCCAGGCUGUGAUGCAAGUUGAGUUUUAGUGGAAAUGUAAGUUGCAGAUGAUACCUAAAUUAACUCCUGAAUCAGUCACACUAUACAUGGAACACAUGAAGCACAUAUAAAAUAGAAUGAAAUGAAACGGUAAUAACAAAGACAACUCCUUACUUUUAUCCCUGUGGUUGUUCUACCUUCUUCAACUAUUGUCCCAGCCUACUCUGGAAGGAUCACCUCCACUUCUUCUCCCAGAUCUCCUUUUAACAGCGCAUUGAAUCUAUGACCCCUCUAGCCAUUAGAGUACUGUAGUUGGGACCAAAAGAGUGGCCAAUAUCGAUGAGCGUUUCUCCUAUCUCUGAGCUUUUUAUGUUAAUUUUCACUUCCAUGGUGAUGGCAUUGCUUUUCUUUGGCGCACCGCCUGCUUGGUAGACAACUAAGCAAUGCAUCAUGAAAAGUCUAUACAUUUUUUUUUUAUUCUAAAGGUGCCAUAAUUUAGAUUGCUGUGCAAUUUGUUGGUCAAUGUUUUUGUUGUUGAUUUUUUUUUAGAUACUAUUGAACUUAGUGAUACAUAGGAAUGACUAUCAGGUACAUUCCACUGUUCAAGUAUAGUAUAAGUAUGUGGAAAAAUAAAAGAAUAAAAAGGAGAUUACACAAAAUACUACCAGUUACCAGCCUUAUAUAACGUGAUUUUGUUUUGUGUGAUCUAUGAUUGGACUUGCAAGAAACUGAGAAAUAUGUAAAAAAUAUAUAUUGAUGGCUUAAGGCUUUUCUGCACAGCUCUGUAUAAUAAAAUGGAGAAACAAAAAUGCAUGAAAAUACCACAUUGUGUCAUUUAUGUUGUACAAGUCCACCCUGAACUCUACACAUCUUGUGCAAUUCUCUUCUUUCCCCCCCUUUUGCGUUUUGUUCCUGCCAGCAGAGCCAUGAGGUCAACUUCCUGUCAGACAUCCCCCGGUCACAAGAUCCCUCCCCUAGGAACCCAUGACAGUGCAAAAACAAAAAAAGGUUAAAAGCUUGCAAUGGCAAGAUGCUGAGUCACAACAAUGACACAACAAAAUCUUCCCCCGCUACAAAUUCACAAAGUCAGGGUACAGCGAAAGGGCUGUGUAUUAACUUGCAGUGCUGAGUAACUGUGACUCAGCAAAAGUCAGAGUACGUUUUAUGGUGUCUUAUGUUAGCAAAUGUUUAAUAAUUCUAUCUCAUGUAGAAGACGUAUCAGGCGUCUGAAUGUGGAUGUGUGCUUUUUGUUUUCAGUGUGGCAAUGCAAAUUAUGAAUAUAAAAUAAGAGGAAAGAUAUUAAAGAUAAAUGAACAACAACAUGCUGGAGUAAGAAAUUGGACAGAAAUGCACAAUUCAUAAACAAAUGGUGGCUAGAGAUUAAGUGAUCUUGCCAAUUUCUAUCCACUUAUACAGUUGCUCUUACUGAUGCUAAAAGUGACCUUUGCUCUGUAGUUCAGAAAUAAGGCUGUGUUAUUGAGCAAUGCACAAUUAUCAGCAGAUGUCAUGUGAUUUAUUUGUACGGCAAAAUGCUUUAAUUAUCUAACAUGGUGUCUGAAUAAUUACAUAUUUUUAGUGU